AUGGAUGCUGCCUUCAAGGCCAAGUUCAAGGAGGUUUUGGACGGUGCAACUCAGAAAGGGCUUUUGAGUUCCAUGGAAGUCGCCUACGCGCUGCUCAAGGAGCAUGGCUACAUGUACCAUUUACAGGUGCAUUCCAAGCUCAUCGGGUGUCACGAAGGCAACCGUGACGGGUUCGGCGUCGACCCUGAGCACGUCCACAGCCUGGUGGAUCGCUUCCAUGACAUGGGCUUUGUGCCUUCUGCCGGAAGAUACAUGGCUGUUGAGAUCCCCAUGGGAGCUCAAGGUGACACCACUCGAGAGUUCAAUCAAAAGCUGGCAGCUUCAUCCAAGGAUCUGUUCCUUGCUUGCGAUAUUGCCAAGUUCAAGGAGGUUUUGGACGGUGCAACUCAGAAAGGGCUUUUGAGUUCCAUGGAAGUCGCCUACGCGCUGCUCAAGGAGCAUGGCUACAUGUACCAUUUACAGGUGCAUUCCAAGCUCAUCGGGUGUCACGAAGGCAACCGUGACGGGUUCGGCGUCGACCCUGAGCACGUCCACAGCCUGGUGGAUCGCUUCCAUGACAUGGGCUUUGUGCCUUCUGCCGGAAGAUACAUGGCUGUUGAGAUCCCCAUGGGAGCUCAAGGUGACACCACUCGAGAGUUCAAUCAAAAGCUGGCAGCUUCAUCCAAGGAUCUGCUGCCGCCUGUCAAUGACAUCUUGAAGUAUGCCUCGAUCAGCGGAAGCCACAGCAACAUGGUCCUUCGCUUGUGGUACUACAGCUGCAAGCACGGGGAUGGCCGUCUCAGCGUUGAUCAGUUACGUCAGCACGACCCUGUCUACGCGGCAAGCGUGGAGAAAGAGGUAGAGUGGGACGUUGUUUCUGCUGAGAUCGCCAACUGCUUUCCAAGCUUUGUUUCCCUUGCGCAGUCCGCACAGAACAGCAUCUGUCAAAUUAACCUUCAGGAGACGGAGCUUCAGCUGAGCAAAGGAAUCAAGGCUUUCGUUCGAAGUGAUGGCACAUGCGCCAAGUAUGAAGACAUCGCUCCAGUCAUCUUGAGGUCGCAGCCACCCAACCCGGGCGUAGUACCGCAUUUGAUGAAGUUUAUCAUGCGGUUUGGAUGCUCUGGAGACUUGAUGGAGCUCACAGAAAACUUUGUGAGAACAAACGGUUGCUCUGGCAGAUCGUUGGGCAUUGAGCUGUGGGAUUGCCUUUCGAUGGAAGUGAAGCACCGCGACCAGGAGCAACUCAUGCUCUGGCGCCAAGCGUGUUUGAAGACCAUGCUGUGCCACCAGGAGAAAUUGCUUUCCCUAAGUGAUCUCCGCAAAAGUUUGACUUCCAAAGACUUGUUCGCCAAGAUCCUGAAAUUCGAGUCCAUGCUGGUCAAGCUGAAGGCUCAUGGUGCAAAGUUCACGGACUUGACCUCAUACCAGCGGUUGCAAGGCCAUGGUGUCUUUGAAGUGAAAGCUGCGGUGCUGAUCUUAGGCAAGAAGCCGAAGGAACCUCACGCCCUCUUCUUGAAAGCUGAGACUUUAGAAGAUGCUGCGUUUCAAUGCCAUGAGUAUUGGCAGGGCUUGUCCAAAGUCACAGUUCCAUCUCCAUGGGCCCAGUCGCAGACCAUGGCCCCGGCGGGGUCUUCGGCCGCCAAAGCAUGCCCCAUGACCCGCCAGUUCGAUGAUUCUGGCAAGCUGAAGGGAACUGCAAAGAUUGAGGAAAAGUUCCAGCUUGGUGACAGGAUCUAUCGUGCCACAGACGAGCAAGAAGGAACAAUCAUUGCCAUGCAUCCGCUCCACGUCGAGUUGCAAGCAGAUGACGGUCACGUGUACAAGGUGACUGCAGAUGACUUGCUGCACGGACCAGAGUGGAAGAAACUGGCAGAGAAGAAGCCCAAGGUCCUGGUGGAGGAUCCUCAGAAGUGGCUCUUGGAGAUGGCUGUUGCCCGGGUCAAAGCCGAAGCGAUAGUGAAGCUUCUUGAAGAAGGUAAGAAGUUUCAUGGCUCUCAUGCGAAACUUGAGAUGUACUCCAAGCCCAAGGGUGUUUUCACUGUCUCAGCGUCGGCAAAGGGACAGCUUUGCCUGGCGCCUUUGACAAACCGGGUUGAAUUGCAGCUCGUUUCCGACAACAAGCCGCAGCCAACGGGUUCAAUUCUCAUGUGCGAAGACAAGGUCGAUGGGCAGAAGUGCAAGAUCUUCCUGCUGCCACCUUCAGGGUGUGUGGUGCCGUUUUGGAACGUUAGGAUCACUAGUGACAGUGAGGAGUCGAACAUGGAGAUCUCUAACAAACACAAGAUCCGGAUUGCCAUCAACACGCAGGCUCUAGAAGCCGGAGAUGAGUUGGUUCUGUUUAGGCAAAAGGAUGUAAAGCAGCCUAAGCCAUUGGAACUUGUUGCGGCUCCCAAAGCGCAGGGGCAUGCCAAGAAGAGGGCCAGGACAUCGUAG
Molecule: messenger RNA, 2412 nt
Organism: Cladocopium goreaui
Lineage: Eukaryota; Dinophyceae; Suessiales; Symbiodiniaceae
Source: the annotation of a GenBank genome assembly